Molecule: messenger RNA, 1598 nt
Organism: Chilo suppressalis (striped riceborer)
Lineage: Eukaryota; Metazoa; Arthropoda; Insecta; Lepidoptera; Crambidae
Source: the annotation of a GenBank genome assembly
GCAAACGAAAAAUUAUUGAAAAAAUUACAUCACAUGUAAUGUGAUUUCAAUUGAUAGUGUAUUUCUAAUCGUGUUUUCAAGAAAUGUGGCGACCAACCUUUACACUCAUAAAAAAGGUUAUUAUUCCUUCAUUGAGAGAUAAUUUAACAUUUUCAAAAAUUCUUUAUUCAACUAAAAGCAGAUUACCCAAAUCUACUGUUAAGCUGACUCUUGUUAGUGCAAGUGUGGGUGUUGUAAUUGGCGCUGGUUAUGGAGGCUAUACGCAUUAUAAAAUUAAUGUAAAGAAGAACUUGACACCUUUAGAGAGUGAGGAAUUUGCAUUUUUGAAACAGUUGCCAGAUUAUAAGCCUCAGUAUAAAGUCAUCAAUGAUUCAGAUUCAAGCAACUUGCAUUUAAUACUGUUUCAAUACCGCACAUGCCCGUUUUGCUGCAAAGUACGUGCAUAUUUGGACUCCCGUGGUAUAAGCUAUGAGAUAGUGGAAGUCGAUGCUGUCCUACGCCAGGCAAUCAAAUGGUCGGGAUACAAAAAAGUACCUAUAGUGUUAACAAAAGUUGACGAAGGCUAUCAGCAAUUACUAGAUAGCAGUGCUAUUAUAUCCGUACUGGAGACUUUUUUGAAAGACAGAUCCUCUAAAUUACGUGAUGUCGUUAAGUUCUACCCCGCAACUAAGUAUACGAAUGACGAUGGCAAACAAACAACUGAUAUAGCCAACAAAUACUUUAUUAUGCACAAUGCUGUUGUUCCUGAUGAGCGAGAAAGAGCAACUGAACAAGAAGAGCGCGAGUGGCGACAGUGGGCCGACAAAGUAUUGGUGCACACAUUAUCUCCCAACGUGUACCGUACCACCAGCGAAGCCCUGGAAACGUUCAAAUGGUUCGAGGAGGUGGGUGGGUGGAAGCUGUCCUUUCCCACCUGGGAGUGUGCCCUCAUGGUCUACGGUGGCGCGAUGGCGAUGUGGAUCAUAGCUAAACGACUUAAAAAAAGACACAACAUCACGGACGCACGACAGUCUUUGUACGACGCUGCUAACGAAUGGACAGCCGCUGUGAAGAAACGAGGGCGAUUCUUAGGUGGAGACGAGCCUAAUUUAGCCGAUGUGUCGGUCUACGGAGUAUUAAGUAGUAUUGAGGGCUGUCAAGCUUUCCAGGACCUUAAAGCGAACACAGAAAUCGGCAAGUGGUAUGACGACAUCAAGAACACAAUACAAGGGACUACCGGCAAGGUAAUGGCAGUGCACGCGUAACAUGCACCACGCAGAAUCGUAUUUCUCGAUCAGUGGUAAACUUAUACUUUGCGUCCUAACUAAAGUGUCGUGUAAAUAUUUUUAAUAUUUAUGCUGUUCUGACAAAUUGUCCCUGAAAGUACAUAUCGAGUGAACGCGCAUUUGCUAUUUUCAUUUCAAUCAAUAGCCAGUGGUAGUGCAGUUAUCGUAUGACAAUCGUGAUCUAAUUAUCGUUCGAUAAUUCAGCCUUGUAGUGUGCGCACUAACUCUACAUUUUUGAGUUAGAAUACCCACGCUUUGGUCAGAAGCAGGUAGAAUGGUGGACCGACUAUUUAUAUUGUCAAUAUAUGUAUAGCGCAUUGUAUAUGGAGUAGC